This is a messenger RNA of Sphenostylis stenocarpa, 1335 nucleotides long. Lineage: Eukaryota; Viridiplantae; Streptophyta; Magnoliopsida; Fabales; Fabaceae. The record is from the annotation of a GenBank genome assembly.
AUGCAGGAGAUGGACUACAAUAAUGAAGCAAGCAAUGGUAUAAAGUUCAGGAAUUUAUAUGGUUCCAUACCAGAUGUGGUGGUUCCUUUAAUGUAUAUGGAAUACACAACUCACAAGGUCCUAGUUAUGGAGUGGAUUGAGGGGGAAAAAUUGUCUGAAGUGAGGGAUCUCUACCUGAUUGAGGUAGGAGUUUACUGCUCAUUCAAUCAACUUCUUGAGUGUGGGUUCUAUCAUGCAGAUCCACACCCUGGGAAUCUUCUUCGGACAUAUGAUGGCAAAUUAGCUUAUUUGGAUUUUGGUAUGACUGGUGAGUUCAAACAAGAAUUACGUGAUGGAUUCAUGGAAGCUUGUCUACAUCUUGUAAACCGUGAUUUUGAUGCAUUGGCCAAGGACUUUGUCACUCUUGGGCUUCUUCCACCAACUGCAGACAAAGAAGCUGUUACUAAGGCUUUGACAGGGGUCUUCCAAGAUGCUGUUGCCAAAGGAGUUCGUAAUAUCAGCUUCGGAGAUCUUUUAGGAAACUUAGGAACCACCAUAGUGAACAUCAGAAAAGGAAUUAGUGUUUAUGGUAGGAACAUUUUGGCUGCUGGAAGGAACAUUGUGAGUGAGCAAGUUGGGAAACUCAUAAAGACCACCAGCUUGUCCAUGCAAGAGAGCUUUCUGUGUAUAAAUUCAAAUUUAGGAUACCUUCAUACUUCUCGCUUGUCAUUAGAAGGUAGUGCUUUGGGCAGCCUUGCUGUACUGGAAGGAAUCGCAAUCAGCUUCAACCCUGAGUACAAAGUUUUGGGUAGUACCUACCCUUGGAUUGCUCGAAAAGUACUUACUGAUAGCUCUCCUCAGCUUACAUCUUCUUUAGAGACUCUUCUUUAUAAGGAUGGAGUUUUUAGAAUAGACCGUCUAGAGUCUUUGCUGACAGAGUCUCUACGUGCCAAAACAAAAAAGGCCAUUGUAAAGCAAACUGAAGGCGCUGAUUCGAGAAUGGUUGUGAAGGAAAUUCUUUCUUUUACACUAACAGAGAAGGGUGAAUUUGUGAGGGAAAUAAUUGUUCAAGAAUUUGCUAAAGGUUUGGAUGCACUUGGGGUAGCAACCUUGGAGACAGCUGCUGCCAGAAUUCCCUUCAGUGCUUUCUUUUAUUCCCCUAUAUUGACUGAUGAAGAUAUAACCAACUUGAGAACCUUUCAACGCCUUAUGCUAUUGCUGUUGGGUGCCAGAAGAAAAGAAGAUUCCAAUGCAGGCCACUUGACAUUUUACCUUAAGUUAAACCUAGGAAGCAGGACUUCAGUAUGUGUUAAAGCCCAUUGGGCUUCGUAUGACAUCAUAUCAUACCAAAUCUAG